Molecule: messenger RNA, 366 nt
Organism: Aspergillus oryzae RIB40
Lineage: Eukaryota; Fungi; Ascomycota; Eurotiomycetes; Eurotiales; Aspergillaceae
Product: Clr5 domain-containing protein
Exons: 4
Coding region: 1-366 (121 amino acids)
Source: RefSeq, a predicted model, not a curated record
AUGGAUGGCUCCAUCCCUCCGCCGUCCGCUAUUUCUCCCAUUUCUCCCUCGCCAUCCACUUCCUCAGCCAUCUUUCGCCCCCGCAGAUCCGACGACUGGCACGAGUACCGUCCGAUCAUCGAACAACUCUAUCGUGACAAUCAAUUAAAGCUCAGAGAUGUCAAGAGAAUUAUGGAGCGUGAUUAUAAGUUCCAUGCAUCUCACGUUCCCUUAGAGCUACGGUUCUACCUCUAUUAUCAUUUUGAACCUUGGAUUAAUCCUCGUCUCUGUUUGCCGUUGUUGCUCCAGUCCAUUUGGUUUUAUUUUCCUUUUUCUCCUAAAGCUCAUGCCGAAUGGGAACAAUUUAAAAACACCCCUAACGCAUAA